This is a messenger RNA of Zophobas morio, 1862 nucleotides long. Its product is annotated as probable ATP-dependent RNA helicase DDX23. The transcript is spliced from 21 exons. Gene Ontology annotation, cellular component: catalytic step 2 spliceosome. Lineage: Eukaryota; Metazoa; Arthropoda; Insecta; Coleoptera; Tenebrionidae. Gene Ontology annotation, biological process: mRNA splicing, via spliceosome. The record is from RefSeq and is a predicted model, not a curated record. Bases 18 to 1862 code for a protein of 614 amino acids. Gene Ontology annotation, molecular function: ATP binding; RNA binding; RNA helicase activity.
AACAUUUUAAGGAAUUAAUGGAACGUGUGGAAAAUCACAGCCGCGGAAGAGGGCAUGAAAGUUAUGCAGAUCGCGAACAGCAGCGGCAGGAAAGAGAAGAAAGAACGAAGCAACGAAUCGAAGAAAAAUCAAAAGAACAGGAAAUAAAGGCUAUUAAAGAAAGAUAUUUGGGAGCUCCUAAAAAACAAAGAAAAAUCAGAAGAAUGAAUGAUAAAAAGUUCGUUUUUGAUUGGGAUUUGGCUGAAGAUACCAGCGUGGAUUAUAAUACUCUAUAUAAAGAAAAGCAUAAUAUUCUUCUCUUUGGCCGAGGGCACAUUGCUGGUCUAGAAGUGAAUGAGCAGAAAAAAUUAGCCGAUAAGUUUUACUCCAAUUAUUUGCAGAAUAGAAGAAACGAAGAGUGCCUCUUUUUUAAGGCAGAAAGAGAAAUAAAGGAGCAGGAUAAAAUGGCCAAGCGUAAACUUGAUGAACGUCAUUGGUCGGAAAAAGCUCUUGAUGAAAUGACGGAGCGUGAUUGGCGUAUUUUCAAAGAAGACUUCAACAUUUCUACAAAGGGUGGCCGGAUUCCACAUCCUAUCCGUUCUUGGAAGGAAUGUGAAGGGCUUUCUGAAAAAAUUGCCAAGAUCAUUGAUAGUUUGGGGUACAGAGAGCCAACGCCCAUUCAGAGACAAGCGAUUCCCAUUGGACUUUUAAAUCGAGAUGUACUGGGUAUCGCACAAACGGGAAGCGGUAAAACGGCGGCAUUUUUGAUUCCCAUGUUAGUGUGGAUCACCAAUCUUCCAAGGGAAGAAAGGAUCGCUCCGGCGGACGGCCCGUGGUCCAUUAUUAUGGCCCCGACCCGCGAACUGGCGCAGCAAAUCGACGAGGAGUGUCAAAAGUUUUCCCGUCCAUUAGGAAUGAAAACAGUAUCUAUCAUUGGCGGACUUUCUAGAGAAGAGCAGGCAUUUCAGUUGCGAUUGGGCGUAGAAAUCGUCAUUGCCACGCCAGGUCGACUUAAGGAUGUGUUGGAGCAGAGGUAUGUCGUUUUAAAUAGAUGCACGUACGUUGUUAUGGACGAAGCAGAUAGAAUGAUUGAUAUGGGCUUUGAGCCUGACGUUAAAGCUAUUUUAGACUUUAUGCCUGCUUCAAACUUAAAACCUGAUAACGAUGACGCUGAAAAUCCCGAUGUCCUUGCGCAGAAUACGAAAUCUACCAAAAAAUACCGCCAAACGGUAAUGUUUACCGCAACGAUGCCUCCCGCCGUCGAAAGGUUAGCGCAGAGCUACAUGCGCAAACCCGCCACUGUUAUUAUUGGAACCGCCGGAUCCGCCGUGGAAAGUGUUGAACAGCAAGUUAUGUUUAUUAGUGAACUUGAUAAAAGAAGUAAACUACUUGAAAUACUUCCGGAGUGCGAGCCUCCAGUUAUCGUAUUUGCCAACCAAAAGAAGACUUGCGAUUAUUUAUUAAAGACACUUGAUCAGGCUGGGUAUAAAGCAAUUACUUUACACGGCGGGAAGUCCCAAGAACAAAGACAGCAUGCUUUGGAAUUACUAAAAACGGGUGUGAAAGACAUUUUAGUGGCCACUGACGUCGCUGGACGCGGAAUUGACAUUCAAGAUGUCUCAUUGGUCAUUAACUACGACAUGGCCAAAACUAUUGAAGACUAUACGCACCGCAUCGGACGAACAGGACGCGCAGGAAAAUCUGGAGUUGCUCUAACUUUUCUGACUACAGCCGAUAAAGAUGUUUUGUACGACUUGAAGCAGGCGAUUCUGAAAUCAGAAGCCAGCGUAUGCCCUCCGGAACUCGCCAAUCAUCCCGAUGCCUUAUACAAACCUGGAACGAUUGUUAAUAAAAGGAAGAGAGAAGAAACUAUUUUUGCUUAG